AUGGAGUUAAUUAAGCGAGGACACGAAGUUACAGUGAUAACUACAGAUCCUCAAUUUAAAAAUGACACUGCUCCGAAAAAUUUAAGAGAAAUUGACAUCCAUGAUAUGUCAUACAAGAUUUGGAAAGAUUUGUCUCUUUCUGUUACCGGAAAAGAGGAUGAUUUGAUAAAUCAAAUUUCUGCCUUCGCUAAAAUAGCUCACGACAUAUUUGAACAAAUAAUGCGUGUGAAAGAUGUUCAAGACCUUAUAUACCAUAAAAAACGACAGUUCGAUUUGAUACUUUUGGAAUCAUAUUUCGUACCUAUGCUGGGAUUCACACAACAUUUUAAGGCACCUACAGUUUUAGUAAGUUCUUUUGGAGCAAUGAUGGACGAUUAUGAAAUAAUGGGAGCGCCAACGCAUCCCAUAUUAUACCACGACCAUUAUCGUCAAAGAUUAUAUAAUUUAAAUUUAUGGGAAAAAGUGACUGAACUUUACAAAUAUUUUCGGUUUCGAUACAUUUUUAGUUCCAACGAAGAAAAUUGCAACAAACUGAUUAAAAGUAUAUUUGGUCCUGACACUCCACCUCUAAGCGUAUUAAAAAAUGAUGUUGAUUUGUUAUUGUUAAAUAUUAACCCAAUUUUUGAAGGAAAUUAUCCAGUACCACCAAACGUCAUACAUAUGGGAGGAUUACACCAAACACCACCAAAGAAACUACCAAAGGAUCUUCAGCAAUAUCUCGAUACUUCACAAAACGGUGUCAUUUACUUCAGUUUUGGAACCAACGUUCUACCAUCUUUAUUACCUCAAGAAAAAAUUAAAAUAUUUGAAAGUGUUUUCUCACAACUUCCUUAUAAUGUGAUAUGGAAAUGGGAUAGUAAUGAAAAAGACAUAAAAUCAAAAAACAUAAAAAUAUACAAAUGGCUACCACAAUCAGAUCUUUUGAGACAUCCAAAUGUGAAAUUAUUUAUAACUCAAGGAGGUUUACAAUCGACAGACGAGUCGAUCACUGCUGGUGUACCACUUAUAGGCAUACCAAUGUUAGGAGACCAGUGGUAUAAUGUAGAAAAAUAUGUUCAUCAUAAAAUUGGUAUCAAGCUUUUAUUAGAAAACCUUACUGAAAAUCAAUUGAAAAAUGCAAUCAUAGAAAUAAUUGAAGAUAAAAGUUAUCGUGAAAACAUCAUACGACUUCGCUCCUAUAUGCAAGAUCAACCGCAGGCGCCCCUGGAUCGUGCUAUAUGGUGGAUAGAAUACGUACUUCGACACGGCGGAGCUAAACACUUGCGAUCACCAGCUGCAAAUAUGUCAUGGAUUGAAUACUAUGAAAUAGAGCUUGUCCUUAUACUUCUAUCUAGUAUUUUGAUAAUUAUAGGAUUGAUAACUUUUCUCAUUAAAUAUUCAAUAUCGUAUGCUUCUAAAUAUGUAAAAGAAAAACAAUUGUAG
Messenger RNA from Parnassius apollo (apollo), 1422 nucleotides. Lineage: Eukaryota; Metazoa; Arthropoda; Insecta; Lepidoptera; Papilionidae. The record is from the annotation of a GenBank genome assembly.